CUUCGCGGAAACAGAUCUCUUCCUUGUCUUCCUGUCUUCUCCCUCGGCAUUGGAAAAUUUGAACAAGGAAAGAAGAAAAGGGGAAGAAAGCAUUAAGAGCUGCAGAUGUCGCGCGAAAGACUCAGAAGGGCCGCUCUCCCUCCUGUCCAAGAGAAUAUCGAUAAAUUGGAGAAGGUGAUAAAGGAUGGUAACUGUUAUGGAGCUCAACAGAUGUACAAGUCUAUCAGUGCAAGAUAUACUUCUGUUCAGAGAUUUUCUGAAGCUUUGGAUCUUCUUCACUCGGGAGCAUGCCUUCAAUUGGAAAAGAACCAGGUUACUUGUGGCUCGGAGCUUGCUGUAAUGUUUGUGGAAACACUUGUUAAAGCAAAGGUCCCCUAUGAUGAUGAUAACCUUGAUCGUGUCAGGACAAUCUACAAACUAUUUCCUCAGAUUCCUGUGCCACAACACCUAGGUGAGGAGGAUGAUGUUCACCAACUCGCUGAAGCGCUUGCAGCUGCGAAAACACGAGUAGAGUGCUGCUCGUCGUUCUUGAGAGCUGCAAUAAGGUGGUCUGCGGAGUUUGGACCCCAUAGGAGUGGAAGCCCACAACUACAUGUCAUGCUAGCUGAAUACUUGUAUUCCGAGUCUCCUGAACUGGACAUGGCAAAAAUAACACUUCAUUUUGUGCGAGGUGAUGAUCCUAAAAAGUUUGCAUCGACCUUAGUCAGUUUUAUGGGCAAGUGUUACCCUGGUGAAGAUGAUCUGGCAAUUGCAAGGGCCGUUCUAAUGUAUUUAUCUGUGGGCAACAUGAGGGAUGCUAAUUUUUUGCUGGGUGAAGUAAAGCAGCAGGUGGAAGCUAAGAAACUUGAAUUCCCACAAACAGAUUUGAUCUACUUCAUUUCUUAUCUUUUACAGACGUUGCAGAGAGACGCGUACCCACUUUUUAGUAUGUUGAGAUCCAGUUACAAGCAGAGCAUAGACAGAGAACCUGCAUUUAACGAGUGGCUUGACGAUAUAGGGGAGGUCUUCUACGGUGUACAGCGGAGAAAUCCCCUGCAAGGAAUGUUCGGAGACAUCUUCAAGAUGAUGUGAGGAUGGGUUCUGCCCCUUGCAUAUUAAAGUCUCUCUUCCAUUGUUGUUUUUUUCAGAGGGGAGCCACCCCAAUCCAAUCUGGCUAUUCUUCUUUCUUUCAUUUAGCCUUCUUCAAAGGCUGUUUUGUAUUUACGAAGGGCUCCCUCCAAGUUGUAAGUUUGUAGCAUCCUUCCUUUGAAUUUGCUUUUCUUUCCUUUUUAUGGACUGGAGGGUCUCUUGCAUUUCGAUUCUGAUACGUAGCUUGUAUUCUGUUCCGUCAUAAAUUAUUCAAACGAAAACCGCCUUCUUACCUCUAAUUUCCCUCCUGUUUACUCUCCUGUACACUCUUGCUGUAAAAUUGUUGCCUUGAGCACUGACAUGAUAAAGGGAAAGCCAUUAUGUGUUUAUGCUAUGAGUUGUACAGAA
Molecule: messenger RNA, 1476 nt
Organism: Linum tenue
Lineage: Eukaryota; Viridiplantae; Streptophyta; Magnoliopsida; Malpighiales; Linaceae
Source: the annotation of a GenBank genome assembly